AUGUUGCCUUCUACAAGAUCCGCUCUUAGCCAGGUGCCUCGGCAGUUUCGCAAUGGUGGAAUUUCAGUUCGAGCUGCUUCAGCAUGGGCUCAAGUCCCACAAGGACCUCCAGCCAUUCUCGGUAUUACUGAGGCUUUUAAAGCAGAUAGCCACCCUAAGAAGAUCAAUCUAGGUGUUGGCGCAUACCGUGAUGAUAAAGGCAAGCCCUAUGUUCUUCCUUCCGUUCGCUCUGCAGAGAAGAAACUCGUCGAGUCAGAGCUUGACAAAGAAUAUGCUGGCAUUACCGGUGUACCGACUUUCACCAAGGCUGCAGCUGUUCUUGCGUACGGUGAAGACUCUGCGCCCAUAAAAGAAGAUAGGCUCGUGAUCACACAGUCGAUCUCUGGCACGGGAGCAUUAAGAAUCGGAGGUGCAUUCCUCGAAAGAUUCUACCCCGGCUCUAAGACGAUUUACAUCCCCAACCCAAGUUGGGCAAAUCACAAUGCUGUUUUCAAAGAUUCUGGCCUGACCGUUGAGAAAUUCCGCUACUACAACAAGGACACCAUUGGACUAGAUCUCGAGGGCAUGGUCGCGGACAUCAAAGCUAUGCCAAAGGGAAGUAUCGUCAUGCUUCAUGCAUGUGCGCACAAUCCCACUGGGGUCGACCCGACCCAGCAGCAAUGGGCUCAAAUUUGCGAUGCUGUGAAGGAAGGCGGCCAUUAUCCUUUCUUCGAUAUGGCCUACCAAGGCUUUGCUAGUGGUGACGCCGGUAAGGAUGCUUUCGCUCUUCGACACUUCAUCAAGGAGGGUCUCCGACCUUGCCUUGCUCAAAGUUUUGCCAAAAACAUGGGGCUCUACGGCGAGCGUGUCGGUGCCUUUUCCAUAGUUUGCGAGUCUGUAGAGGAGAGAAAGAGAGUGGACUCGCAACUCAAGAUUCUUGUUCGCCCUCUCUACUCCAACCCACCUGUCCAUGGAGCUCGCAUCGCAUCGGCGAUUCUUAAUGACCCUACCUUGAAAAAGCAAUGGUUUGGUGAGGUCAAGGGUAUGGCUGACCGCAUAAUCAAAAUGCGUGCUCUGCUCAAGGAGAACUUGGAGAAGCUGGGUAGCAAGCAUGAUUGGAGUCACAUCACGUCCCAGAUUGGCAUGUUUGCGUACACUGGCCUCAAGCCUGAGCAAAUGGAUAAGCUCGCUAAGGAGCACUCUGUGUAUGCGACCAAGGAUGGCCGCAUUUCAGUCGCCGGAAUAACGUCCGAAAAUGUUCAGCGCCUGGCCGAAUCUAUACACGCCGUUACUGGUUAG
Pseudovirgaria hyperparasitica is the source of this 1278-nucleotide messenger RNA. RefSeq lists its product as uncharacterized. The coding region runs from base 1 to 1278 and encodes 425 amino acids. The transcript is spliced from 6 exons. NCBI's taxonomy places the organism in Eukaryota, Fungi, Ascomycota, Dothideomycetes, Acrospermales, Acrospermaceae. Gene Ontology annotation, biological process: L-aspartate catabolic process; biosynthetic process. The record is from RefSeq and is a predicted model, not a curated record. Gene Ontology annotation, cellular component: mitochondrion. Gene Ontology annotation, molecular function: L-aspartate:2-oxoglutarate transaminase activity; pyridoxal phosphate binding.